Fukomys damarensis (Damara mole-rat) is the source of this 1336-nucleotide messenger RNA. It is a transcript of the gene Rab26, whose product is annotated as RAB26, member RAS oncogene family. Gene Ontology annotation, biological process: protein secretion; regulation of exocytosis. Gene Ontology annotation, molecular function: GTP binding; GTPase activity. The transcript has 9 exons. Lineage: Eukaryota; Metazoa; Chordata; Mammalia; Rodentia; Bathyergidae. The record is from RefSeq and is a predicted model, not a curated record. Gene Ontology annotation, cellular component: plasma membrane; Golgi apparatus; endosome. The coding region runs from base 59 to 781 and encodes 240 amino acids.
GCGCGGUCGGCAGUCGCCUGGCGGGGGUGGUGACUUCUACGACGUCUCCUUCAAGGUCAUGUUGGUGGGAGACUCAGGCGUGGGGAAAACCUGCCUGCUUGUGCGCUUCAAGGAUGGUGCUUUCCUGGCAGGCACCUUCAUCUCUACUGUGGGCAUUGACUUUCGGCACAUCAGAGAUGUCCAUCCUUUGGAAGCAGGGAAGAGGCUGACUUGGCAAAACAAAGUUCUGGACGUGGAUGGGAUGAAGGUGAAGCUGCAGAUCUGGGACACAGCUGGUCAGGAGCGAUUCCGCAGUGUUACCCAUGCCUACUACCGGGAUGCACAUGCACUGCUGCUUCUCUAUGAUGUCACCAACAAGGCCUCCUUUGACAACAUUCAGGCCUGGCUGACUGAGAUCCAGGAAUACGCCCAGGAUGAUGUGGUUCUCAUGCUCCUGGGGAACAAGGUGGACUCUGCCCAGGAGCGUGUGGUGAAGAGGGAGGAUGGAGAGAAGCUUGCCAAGGUGAGUCAUGGCAGGGUGGGUGGCAAGGAGGGUACCCUGAAGCUGUGGAGCCUGGGCUAUCCCCACCAGGCCACCACAGCUGGCAACAGCUGUUUGCAGGAGUAUGGACUGCCCUACAUGGAGACCAGUGCCAAGACAGGCCUCAAUGUAGACUUGGCCUUCACUGCCAUAGCAAAGGAGCUGAAACAACGUACCAUGAAGGCAACCAGUGAACCUCACUUCCGGCUGCAUGACUAUGUUAAACGGGAAGGUCGAGGAGCCUCCUGCUGCCAAUCCUGAACCAAACUGAAUUCAGAUCUACUCUGAAGGGAGAGGCUCAGCCCCAGAAGAUUGGACAGAAGGUCUACAGCCUGCAGCUCCCAGGGACUCCUGAAUCAAGCCUUGCCCCUUCGUUAACAGCAAUCUCAAACCUCCAUUCCCAAAAAGCAAAGGUCUUCAGCUCCAGAGAGGGUUUCAUGGAAGUGUGCAGAAUAUGCCAUAGAGCUCUGCUGCCACCUCCUGGGCACUCCUAGAGGGCCAGGCCACAGGCCAACACGUGUACAGUGCCUAACCCCUUAGAAAAGCCAUGUUUUUACCAUACACUGCUCAGGCAGGACUCUUGCCUGGGACAGGGCUUCUCUGCUAUUAUCCUCCUGUGUGCCCCAAAAACCAGCCAAAGCUGGCUAGGGCACCUAUGUGGCAAGCCCUGGUUAGGCCUAGCCACAGAUGAGGCUUGAGUUUGCCAAGCUGUCUUCAUCUUGUAUUACUAGAAUGACUGAACCAAUCUUUUGAUUGCUUUUUUUUUUUUUUGGAGACAGGGCUUCGCUAUGUAGUCCAGGCUGGCCUCGAACUCAU